UCCAACUCGUCAGGUCGGCAAUACCGAGGCUGGAAGAAGCACUUCCAGCAUUGCCGCGAGCAGGAGAGUGCGAUGCAUCACAGUUUCUGACAGUUGUCACGGCAUGUAGAAACUACAGAUGCAGUCACCAUCCUGACGCAACGCACCUAAUUUAAUAUUUCUCUCGUGGUGAUCCCUCCAGGCAUCCUGACCGGGUAUCUUGACAAGGUAUCCAUCUUGACUGCUUUGUACCGUAGCGGGAACAGUUUCUGAAGACUGUCACGAGCUCCUAGUCCCACUUAUUAUCGCUUGGUUCCCAGACGCUGCUGGUAACAUUGUAACUUAUUGCUAUUUCGGCAUUGCGACGGUCAUAAGAGCUUCAGGCCGGCAUGGAGUCGGUCCUCGCGCUUCCGCGUGUCGUAACGGUGCAGCCGCCAAGCCGAGGCCUUGCUUCCGUGAACUCGCAUCGCCGGCGACCAUUCGCACACAGUGUCGCACACGAUGUCGCACACAAUCUCGAGAAUGUCGCCACGUUAGCUCCAGCGUCGUCCACGAAAUGGAUGAUCAGGCGUUCGCCGCUAGAAAGAAGGUCGUUCUCCCGGUUUAUUUCAUCAUCUUGGAGUCGCCAGCGAAGCGUCAUGGCUCCUCGCGCAUUCUCGGACAGUCCUAAGGAGCAGCAGGCAUCCAACGACAGCAUGAGCCACCCCACUCCAUCGCACUCCACCGCACUCCACACAUCAGAAUUUACCCCACUCAACGCCAAGCCUACCACCAGCAGCAGUGUGCCUCGCGCCAUUCUUCUCCCUCUGCUCGCGGCGGCCAUAGCUGCGGCCACCUUCUUCUCCUCCCUCUCCUGGCGCCUCGGUCUCGGUGCUCCCUUCCCUGCUCUGCUGCGCCCCCCCCCUGCCGCUGCUGCCAACAGCCAGAUCGUGCUGGCCCCACCCCCCCCCGGCACAGCGAGUCCCGCGGCCUUCAAGUCGGCCCAGCAGCGCGUGGGCAUCACGGACAGGGCGCUCUACGCCAUCGACCUCUUCCUCACCACAGAGCCCUCUGGGAAGCUCGUGCUGCUCUCAGUCCUCUGGGUGGCGCUCAUGCUCGUGGGCGCCUUUGCCUUCAUCGCAGCGGCCAGGGCGACCAAUGAGGACGUGCCAUUUGGCGAGGCUGUGUGGGUCUCCUGGACCAUGCUCUCAGACCCGGGCCAGCAGGGCGCGCAGGACUCCAUAUGGAAGCGCAUCCUCUCAGUGGUGCUCACCAUAAAAGGCCUGCUGCUGCUAGCGUUACUAGUGGGUGUGGCAACAGACGGCGUGGCGAAGCAAGUGGACGACCUGAACAAGGGCAAGGGGCGGGUCAUGGAGCGAGGCCACGUGCUGGUGGUGGGGUGGACGCCGCACACCAUCCCUCUGGUGCAGCAGCUGGUGGGCGCCGAUGGCAGCCGCGCCGUGGUGGUGCUGGCGGGCGGGCAGGGCAAGGAGGAGAUGGACAGGGCGCUGCUGGACGCCAUUCCCAAGAGCGAGAGGCAGCAGGCCGGCGGCGGGCAGAUUGUGACGCGCACCGGCUCGCCCUUCCACUCGGAGGACUUGGCACGCUGUGCUGCGGAUGCUGCUCGCUCCAUUGUGCUGCUCUCCCCGCCUGUCUCUGACCCCUCUCAAGCCGAUGCAUUUGUGAUCCAAGCCAGCCUCGCCCUUGCCAACCGUGCUGACAUCAGCGCUGACAUCAUUGCAGAGUUGUCGUCCCUCUCCAACGUGCGGCUGCUGCAGCGCCUGCACCGCACCCUCCUCGCCCCACCCACCAACGCUCAAGCACCCCCUUCUACCAGUGGCCGCAGCAGCAGCAGCAGCAGGCAGCGGCCGGGGCGCAUGAGGCGGCUGGUGCCGGUGGCUGCAGAAAGUCUGUCGCUGCGCACGCUGCUGUCUGCUGCUGUGCACCGCGGCACUGCUGAUGUCACGGCUGAUCUGCUAGACUUUGAAAAUGACGAGUUUUACUUCAAAGAAUGGCCUGAGCUAGUGGGGCGCACCUUUGGUGAUGCGCUCUUUCUCUUUGACGCUGCCAUCCCCUGCGGCCUCAUGAAACCACCCAAGCAGCAACCAGCACCCGAUGCAGCUUCUGCUGCUGCAGAUGGUGCUAGUAUCAUGGGCGAGGUGCUUGUCAACCCGCCCAGCUGGACGCUCAUAGAGCCCGGGGACAAGCUCUUGGUGAUAGCAGCGGACCGCAACAGCUACCGACCAGGCCCUAGUCGCCUGCCCCCUCCCCCACCUCAACUGUCCGCGGUCAACGGCCAAACAGCCAAUCAGAAGUCGUCGCGUGGCAGCAGCAGCAGCAGUGUGGGUGGCAAGCAGCACGUGCUUAUAUGCGGAUGGCGGCCCGAAGCGAAGCAGCUGGUGGAACUGCUGCCCUCGAUAUUGGCACAAGGUAGCGAGGUGACAGUGGUGGCCCCGCACAUCACCCCAGCAGAAGAGGUGGCGCUGGGGAACAUUCGCAGGCAACGAAAACUGCCCAUCCGGAUCAAGCGCGGCAGUCCAGCUUCUAGAGAGGUUCUUGAGUCGCUACCCCUGGAAACAGUCGACUCGGUGAUUCUGUUGCAGUCAACGCAAGUCAACGGGGGGGAGGAGGGGGAGGAUGGGGAGGGGGAGGAUGCGGAUGCGGGGAUGGUGGACAGCUCACAGGCUACCAUGACUGCUCUGCUUAUCAGAAGCAUUCAGACAGCCCGAGGGUGCACAAGAGAGGCUGCCAUUGUCGCAGAAGUACCGGCGAGUGAGAGGGACGUGGCCCGGCAGUUGGAGAGACAUGCGCUGGAUGGCGCUGUGUGCCCGCCGCACCUGGAGGCACAAGUGCUGGCCCAAAUCACACAUGACCCAGAUGUGGGCACAGUAUUGGACGAGAUCAUCGGGUCGGAGAAGAACCGCAUGGCAGUGCGGCGCGCAGAUGAGUUCAUCGGGGACAACGAGCCGGGCAUCUUCAGCUUCUGGGAGAUGCAGGCGCGGGUGCGGAUGAGUGAGGAGCUGGUGAUAGCGUAUCGGCACCGGGGGGACUGGCAGCUCAACCCCACUGACAAGGCCUGCCCUAUCCCCUGGGGGGCUGACGACCGCCUGCUCGUCAUCCGAGCCUCCCCUGCUGCCUUCCCCGGGCCUGUUCCUGUCAACACCGCCUGACGUGCUCCAUGCUUGGAGUCUAGUUUUGAGGCGGCCCAAAAUUAUACCGUACCGCACAACGUGCUUCUGCAUGCUUACCUGCCAGCUUGCUUACCAGCGUGCAUGCUUACCUGCCAGCAUGCUUACCAGCGUGCUUGCUUACCGUUGCAUAGCUGCUGCUGUUGUUGUAGCUUGGUUUGAUUUUAUACGUGCCUGCCAAUCCAAGCCUGCUGCAGUCAAUGCUGCUGCAUGAAGUGUUGAGAGAAAGCAGUGCACUGAGAAGCACUGCACUGCACUGCACUGCUGUUCCACUCCACUGACUCCAACACCCGCCAAGUCAACCAGAAUAGCAUGGUCACAACCACAGUAGAGCAUGGUGAGGCAUGCUGCUUGCCCCUGCAAUCACUUGCAUGCUGCCUGUGGCGUGCUUUCUUUCCCCAUCCGCACUUGCCAUGGCAUGCAAUGCCACGCGUUUGCACUCCUUCCUUGCACAUGCUGCCACAACUUAUUCCAUG
Molecule: messenger RNA, 3622 nt
Organism: Closterium sp. NIES-67
Lineage: Eukaryota; Viridiplantae; Streptophyta; Zygnematophyceae; Desmidiales; Closteriaceae
Source: the annotation of a GenBank genome assembly